Strongylocentrotus purpuratus (purple sea urchin) is the source of this 607-nucleotide messenger RNA. Its product is annotated as histone deacetylase complex subunit SAP18-like. The transcript has 3 exons. The coding region runs from base 47 to 607 and encodes 186 amino acids. Gene Ontology annotation, molecular function: transcription corepressor activity; transcription factor binding. The record is from RefSeq and is a predicted model, not a curated record. Gene Ontology annotation, cellular component: nucleus. Gene Ontology annotation, biological process: negative regulation of DNA-templated transcription. NCBI's taxonomy places the organism in Eukaryota, Metazoa, Echinodermata, Echinoidea, Camarodonta, Strongylocentrotidae.
CUAGAGAUCGAGAGAGUCUGGAACGAUAAUUACAAUCUUGACAAAGAUGGCGUCUCACGUGGUAUCACGGAUCACAGAGGUCGAUAACAAGCCUCCAGCGCCAGAAAACCCGAUAGAUCGUGAAAAGACGUGCCCACUGCUAUUGAGGGUGUUCUGUAGUAACAAUCGCCAUCACCAGGAACAUGAGUUUUCUAGGGGCACAGUCCCAGCCAACGAACUGCAGAUCUACACAUGGAUGGAUGCUACAUUAAAAGAGUUAUCCAGCCUCGUGAAGGAGGUCAACCCGGACGCUCGGCGGCGAGGCACAUACUUCGACUUUGCCAUCGUCCACCCUCAUCCCAGACGCAAUCAGGCCUACCAGAUGAGGGAGAUCGGGAUGACCUGCUCCGGGCGCAAGGGACCGGACGAUUCCGUCACCCUGGGAUCUCAGAGUUUCACCAUUGGUGAUUAUAUCGAUAUCGCCAUCACCUUGCCCCCGAGGGGUGGGCUCGGAGGAGGGGAAGGGGGAGGGAUGGGAGGAGGAGGAGGAAGGAUGGGAGGCGGAGGAGGGAUGGGAGGAGGCGGGAUGGGGAUGGGGAUGGGGAGGAGAGGGGGUUGGGGGCGGUGA